AUGUCCGCUCCAACAGGGCAAUUUCAUAGGCUGUCCAUUGGUCAAAAUAUGCCACAUACAGCCUUGCCCUCUAGAGCGGCCCGCGCGGGGCGGCCGGACUCUUCCGACGACAGUGAUCGUGAAGACGAUAGCUCGUCGGAGAGCUCUAGUACUGGCGAAGAGGAGGAAGAGGAAAGCAGCGAUGAGCAGUCCGAGUCGACUAGCGCCUCCGUGCUCGCACCCUCCGGCAUUACCUAUGACCUUAGCCAACUAGAUUCCGAGUCUGAAGCCAGAGCACUUGUGGGCUUAUCCGGAUGUUUUGAUGUGGUCAACUGUCGCUCUACUCCCGCCGGGUAUGCCUUCCAACUGUUGGAUCGGCCACAGGUGCACAUUGGCUCGGAAUCAUCUACCUGCACGUGCUCGGUCUUUCAAGAUCGACCAGACGGGGCGUGCCAGCACAUCUUUUGGCUCGUCGAUCAAUUGCACGGCUGCUUCCUCCCCACGCCUCAGUCAACGGAGGUGACACUGACUCCAGACGGACGGCCGGACCGCCUCCCUCCCAUUGAGGAUCUUCUGAAGGGUAAGUUGAAGUCGGUUGCAACGCAACUCAAGUGGCAGUGCUUGGGGGAUGAGGAGGAUGGGAUGACACGGACAGAGAAGGUCCGGGAUAUCUUCUCUGCGUUCAGCAAACGGACUCUCCCAGAAGACACCCGCCGGGACUUGACAGAGACAAUCGAGCAAGCACGAACGGCAGAGCAGUGCGUGGUCCAGGGGGAUUUCGAGGCGACGAUGUUCCGACUUGCAGUGCACGACGACGCAGUUUUCAACAGCCUCUGCAAGGCGAUGCCCGCAGGCGCCUGUGCGGCCAUCUACUUCGACAAACUACAAGAACAGACAUGCCGACUACUAAACGACUUCGACCGAUACUGCAAAACGGGCGAGUUGCCCGCGGACCCCGUGAGCCCAGACUUUGGCAUAGAGGUCAACGACGUCGUAACGCAGCUUCAGCGUUCUGUAUCCCGGAUUGCAGUCAACAUCGCAGCACGCGCCCCGCACGGCUCGGAAGGCGCCGCCGAAGCCCUGGUGUCUCUCCUGGAGUCAGUGGUGGCACGCAAUAAUGAUCCCCUCGAAGGAAAUGCCCUGGGCCGCCAGUCCUUCCACGGCGAAGACGAGGACCAGCGCAAUCUAUAUCACUUGCUCAUCGGGUCGGUCGAAACAGACUCCGAAACAGACGCGCGGCACUUUGUUCUGAACGCGCUUGAUGCCCUGCCGCCGGUGGACCUCCACCAGUGCGCCAACCGCCUGCGCGACAUUCUCCGCAAGAUCGAAGUCAACCGUGCUCCGAAGCCAUACCUGCUCCACCUGGGAUCAUUGAUCCGUAUCGCUGAAUCUGCUGCCGCCACUGCUAUGGGUUCUGGACAAAAGCGACCGGCGGCUGGGAAUGGAAAUUCCGGGGGAUACUCAAAACGAACCCGUUGA
This is a messenger RNA of Penicillium vulpinum, 1458 nucleotides long. RefSeq lists its product as uncharacterized. The coding region runs from base 1 to 1458 and encodes 485 amino acids. Lineage: Eukaryota; Fungi; Ascomycota; Eurotiomycetes; Eurotiales; Aspergillaceae. Gene Ontology annotation, molecular function: zinc ion binding. The record is from RefSeq and is a predicted model, not a curated record. The transcript is spliced from 2 exons.